This is a messenger RNA of Phytophthora sojae, 1977 nucleotides long. RefSeq lists its product as hypothetical. NCBI's taxonomy places the organism in Eukaryota, Oomycota, Peronosporomycetes, Peronosporales, Peronosporaceae. The transcript is spliced from 8 exons. Bases 1 to 1977 code for a protein of 658 amino acids. The record is from RefSeq and is a predicted model, not a curated record. Gene Ontology annotation, molecular function: metal ion binding.
AUGGGGGGCGAGCACCACAAGAGCUCGCGCUCGGGCGCGUGGGAGGGCUACGAGAAGCUCAAGCAGGCGCUGGAGGGCCUCGCCACCGCCAAGGGCGUGUCGCAGAGCCGCAUCGGCGCCGUCGCCAAGCUGGCGGCGCAUUACUCCAAGUUCUACAAGCACGUGGUGCACGACAUCGAGGUGUUCCUGUGGAAGGCGGAGGUCGAGCACCGAUUGGCUGGUCUCUACGCUAUUGAUGCCAUCAUCCGACAGGCUCAUGCCAAGAACGACCCGAAGGACGCGUACGUGAAGCGGUUCCUGAUUCGGCUGUCGGACACCAUCGCAGCGGUGAAGAAAGUGCCGGAGCAGUCACAGCCGAAGGUGCGUCACGUGAUUGAAGAGUGGCAGAAGCGCGGCAUUUACACGCCGAAGCAGAUUGAGGACGUCGGCGGACGGGAAUAUCUGUACACGGGACAGGAGGAGCGCUCUGGAAACGUUACGCCUCGUACAUCGCCAGGAAAGUUGGCCUCGCUGCUGUCAAUUAUCAAGCAGAAAAAGGAGGAGCAGGUGCACUCGGGCGAUCCUCAGUCACGACCACCCCACGAAGGCUCCUACGGCGGAGAUGGACGACAGAGAGACGACGCUGCAGCUUAUAACCACCGCAGCUAUGACGACCGACGAGUGGAUGGCCCGCGUUACGACCGCAGAGAUGCGGGAGGCAUCAUGGGCGAUGCUCCAGGCAUGCCGAACGGAGCUGGUCGCGUUCGUAGAGCCCCAGAAGACCGCGGCAACGAAUUUGAUGAGCGUGACCCGAAGAAGGCUCGCGGGUCCCGGUGGGGGCCACCUAAGUUGGACAAUGAUAGACCUGCUCCAAUAAUUACGUCACUGGACAGGGAGGGAGAUUACCGUCCCGAUAGUGGCAGAUCUGGUUACCGUUCGCCUCCUGGGUCAUCACGCCAGGCCCCAUUCUUGCAAUCCCCGCGUGGGGGCCCACCAAGACACAAAGAGUGGAACAGAAAUGCACCUUCCUCUCGCGGUUCAGGUGCUGGAUGGCCUCGUGAAGGUGUGCGGUCUCCGCAGUCCGGAGGUCUAGGUAGACAAAGUGCUAGCCCCUACGAACAAGGCGGCAUGCAGCAAUCUCCAUUUUCAGGAUCGGACGACCGACGAAGCCCUGGUAGUCGCAUACCAGGCACCUCUGGAGAACUCUGCCGCAACUUUUUGGCUGGCAGAUGCACCUUUGGAGACCGUUGCUGGUACGACAACCUCGUGCACAUCCACGACCCGCAAGCUGCUGCAGCCGGCGGGGGUCGCCCGGAAAUGGGUGACUCGAAGCGCAAAACGGUGCUGUGUAACAACUACCCCCUUGGAAAGUGCCGGUUCGGAGAUAAGUGCAGGUACUAUUUGAUCAGUAGCUGUGAACUGGACAAGAAUGCGAGAUAUCCCCCAAGACCCCCAGUUCACGGCGACCAACCAGGAGGACGCUGGCAGCCGUCGCCAAGCUCACGACCGGGAAUGGAGCAGUCGCGCAUUUCGCCUUCUGCUCCGCCCUCUCAAGCUAGAUCUUACGGAGCCCCGCAAGUAUAUAAUGAACCACACGGUGAUCGCGGCAGUAGAGGAGGUGAUUCUUCUGUGUCUUAUGCUAACGCCGCUGCGCCCUCGCCCGGUGGGCGCCGGCUGCCGUCCGACCACCAGCCCACUUCAACGGCGCCCACACAAGGCUACCCUGGGACGUACGCCACGGCUUCUUCCCCCUACGGUGCAGCUGGUGGCUCCUCGUACACGAACCAAGGCCCCUCGUUCCCGAGCGGAGCUGAUCAAGGUUGGAGCCACAUCCCAGGCGGCGCCCCCGUUUUACCAUCCCCUGGUACUUCUGGUAGUCAAUCGUAUGGAGGAGACCGUGCGGUUGUGCCGGCCCCCAGCGCCAAGGUCUUGGCGGACGACGACGAUGGAGAUGCAGCUGAACCCGAGUUUACUCUGGAGUACGACGACGAAGACUAA